Scylla paramamosain (green mud crab) is the source of this 1709-nucleotide messenger RNA. RefSeq lists its product as uncharacterized. The record is from RefSeq and is a predicted model, not a curated record. The transcript has 5 exons. Bases 119 to 838 code for a protein of 239 amino acids. Lineage: Eukaryota; Metazoa; Arthropoda; Malacostraca; Decapoda; Portunidae.
GUCAGAGGCAACCAGAAGGCACUUGGACGGCGAAAGGAACACACACACGCACACCACGACCAAGAGGGAUAGACAGGGAUAGUGUGCCGUCUUAAUUCUUGUGAUCGCUACCGUAGUCAUGUUUCUCUCGUGUGUUUUCGUGAGUCUUCUUCUCGCUCUUGUGCCGCAGGCACACAGCCAUAUGGUGAUGGAGGAACCGCCAUCGAGGAACGGGAUGUGGCGCCUGGGCUUCAAUGUGCCACCCCACCCCCAAGAUGACUACCUCGUCUGCACCCACACCCGGAAAGCCCCCUGCCCUCCCUGUGGCGACAAGCCCGACACACCGAGACCCCGCCCUCAUGAACUAGGAGGCACGUGGGGCACAGGGACCAUCGUGAGGACCUACACUUUGGGCCAGAGGAUCCAAGUGCGGGUGAAUGUCACAAAUAGUCACGGUGGGAAGCUGAGGUUCAACCUGUGUCCUCACGUUGAACCAAACACACCCGUGGAACAGAGCUGCUUUGACAAGCAUGCCCUGAAGGUUGUGGGUCAAAGAUCAAAGGCAGUGCAACUGACUGCCCCAAACGGCUCUUCAGAGAUAAAGUCUGUGGAGCUCAGGCUUCCAUAUGACGUCACGUGUAACCACUGUGUGCUGCAGAUGACAAACAUUGCACAAGAAUUCAAGCCAUCAACAGUCAUGUUCCGCAACUGUGCUGACAUCGCCAUCCAGGGCACAGCCAAGACAAGCCUGGCUGGUGGACCCCCACUGGAGCACCUUCCCUCUGCGCUUGAUCUCCACACCCGCAGCGGCUUUGGUUCUGGAUACGAGGAGCAGAAACAGUAUCGCUUCUAUAAUUAAGUGCCUUUUCAUUCUGGCACACACUGAAGAUCUUGUAAGAUUAAACUAUUACAACAUGCACUUGUAAUGUAAGGUUGUGGUUGCAUACUAGGUUAGAGAAUGGUAAGCUGAGUAAGGAGUUUUGAGGGUCUUUUAACUUUGGCAGUAUCACACCUAAUGUUUGCUGGUGCCACAUCACACACACACGCACACACACGCACACAGGUCAAGCGUUGUAAGCAUGAGACAGCAAAGUUUAGUGACAGUCUGUGUCUAUAAGAGGAGCUGAGAUUAGAAUUCCUCUCUCACAGCAUGACACACACACACACACACACACACACACACACACACACACACACACACACACACACACACACACACACACAUUCACACAUAUGGAGUGAAUGUAACCUGGGUACCUGAUGGCUAACAACUUGCUAUGUAUGUCUUGUGUUUGUUCAUGAAGCAGUAGCCAAUGAGUAGUAAUAGGUAGUUGUAAUUUAAUAAGGUCCACAUUUAUUUAUUCAUACUAGAAGAGAAUAUGAAAUCAAAUAUGUCCUUUGGGAGAAAGUAAAUGCAAAUAAAAUGUUCAAUCCACUGAUAUUUAAGAAGUAAAACAAUUCAUCCUUAAUUUACUAGGACAAGAAUGAUAAUGAUUAUGGUGAUGGUGGUGGUGGUGGUAAUGAUGACUAGCCAAAAUGACCCAUACCUUACUUGUGUUUCUUGUUUAUCUGGUCCCACUCUGCUAAGUGCUCUACAGGACCCACCUAUCUUAUUUUUUCAUCAUUUUAUGUAUAACUGUUAAUCAGGUGAAGAAUUGCACAACAUAUCCUUCAACAAUGGUCAAGUCCUCCAAAAUCAAAAUGUUCUGAGAAUAAAUAGAUCUUCCCCA